This is a messenger RNA of Pimephales promelas (fathead minnow), 2496 nucleotides long. RefSeq lists its product as uncharacterized. The record is from RefSeq and is a predicted model, not a curated record. Lineage: Eukaryota; Metazoa; Chordata; Actinopteri; Cypriniformes; Leuciscidae. Gene Ontology annotation, cellular component: nucleus. Gene Ontology annotation, biological process: regulation of transcription by RNA polymerase II.
GCUGCGCAUGCGCAGUGGCGCAUCAUGACUGACAGCGGCGCAGCCUCAACUAAAGUAUGAGAAGCUCUAGUUUCAUGCGUUAUUCAGUCCGAAAUCAAACACACUCUGUCUGAAGGCUGAAGGAGUGUGUGUAGUGUUAGUGUGAUGGAGUUUACACUGCUGUGUUGAAGAAACGGUUGAUAUGGAAGAACCUCCCAGCAACUCCGAUGGUUUACAGCCUCAGGAUCUGUCUGUCCUUCCCAACAUCUUCGAUCUGACGCGGAACAGAGAGGAAUGCCUGUUAAAAGCGAAUCCCAUCGAUGCCUUGCGUGUCGUGCAGACGCCGGGCUGGUUCGUCAAUCCUGGGACUAGCAAUGGGACGAUUCUUCCCGAGAAUGACUCUGAUUCGCUUCCCACAGAGCAGAUCCAACCGGACGAUGCUUUUUCCAACACGACUGUCAUGCUAUCGUACCUGAGCCGGUCGCAUGUCUUCGCAGAGCAUUCCCCGGUUUACGGGGUGCCUUCGGCGUUCCUUCGUGCCUAUGAUCCCGGGAAAGACGCGGGAGACACGGGACUCCCGGUGGAUGUGGAUCAACACCUUCUCCAGCAAGUUUCCGUUCCGGUCGGAUUAGCAUCUUGUGAGCAGUUCGCCUUCAUGUCGCCGGCUCAAGUUGUGGAGAAUGUAGCGGCGUUCUGCUAUCUUCAACCACCUCCGGAUAUGGAAAACUUAGCUUUGGAAACGCUCAAGUCUUUACAAGCCAAUCCUGGCGAGUGCAAGUUUCCCAUCAGCGUAGACGAACUUCAGAAUGGAGCUGCUAAUGCCCUGUGGAACGUCGGACCCUUCGAGGGAGGGUUCCCGGAGGGCAACUGCACGAAUCCAGAGGGAUUAUGUCCCAACGCAAACCCGGAGCUCGUCUUUCUCAUCUCCAGAUCCAAGGAGCCGGUCAUUUUACCAAACGAACCGGGAGCCGCAAGCUUCGCUGUGUCGUUAAACCAAAACUUCAUUGGUCCAUUAGAUCCCGAAUCAACUUCAGGAGAGCAAAUGGAAAACGUCUUCACUGAUCCCGAAUCUUCAUCAAUAAACCAAAUGGAGAAUGUGUUCACUGAUCCCGAAUCUUCUUCAGGAGAGCGAAUGGAGAACGUGUUCACUGAUCCCGAAUCUUCAUCAAUAAAGCAAAUGGAGAAUGUGUUCACUGAUCCCGAAUCUUCUUCAGGAGAGCGAAUGGAGAACGUGUUCACUGAUCCCGAAUCUUCUUCAGGAGAGCGAAUGGAGAACGUGUCCACUGAUCCCGAAUCUUCUUCAGGAGAGCGAAUGGAGAAUAUGUUCACUGAUCCCAAAUCUUUUUCAGGAGAGCAAAUGGAGAACACGUUGAUUGAUACUGAAUCUUCUUCAGGAGAGCAAGUGCAGAACUUGUUCACCGAUCCCGAAUCUUCUUCAGUAGAGCAAAUGGAGAACAUGUUGACCGAUCCCGAAUCUUCUUCAGUAGAGCAAAUGGAGAACAUGUUGACCGAUCCCGAAUCAACUUCAGGGGAGCAAAUGGAGAACUUGUUCACUGAUCCCGAAUCAACUUCAGGAGAGCAAAUGGAGAACUUGUUCACUGAUCCUGAAUCAACUUCAGGAGAGCAAAUGGAGAACUUGUUCACUGAUCCUGAAUCAACUUCAGGAGAGCAAAUGGAGAACGUGUUCACUGAUCCUGAAUCAACUUCAGGAGAGCAAAUGGAGAACUUGUUCACUGAUCCUGAAUCAACUUUAGGGGAGCAAAAGGAGAACGUGUUCACUGAUCCCGAAUCAACUUCAGGAGAGCAAAUGGAGAACGUGUUCACUGAUCCCGAAUCAACUUCAGGAGAGCAAAUGGAGAAGUUGUUCACUGAUCCCGAAUCAACUUCAGGAGAGCAAAUGGAGAACGUGUUUACUGAUCCGAAUCAACUUCAGGAGAGCAAAUGGAGAACGUGUUCACUGAUCCUGAAUCAACUUCAGAAGAGCAAAUUGAGAACUUGUUCACUGAUCCCGAAUCAACUUCAGAAGAGCAAAUUGAGAACUUGUUCACUGAUCCCGAAUCAACUUCAGGAGAGCAAAUGGAGAAGUUGUUCACUGAUCCCGAAUCAACUUCAGGAAAGCAAAUGGAGAACGUGUUUACUGAUCCCGAAUCAACUUCAGGAGAGCAAAUGGAAAACUUGUUCACUGAUCCUGAAUCAACUUCAGGAGAGCAAAUUGAGAACUUGUUCACUGAUCCCGAAUCAACUUCAGGAGAGCAAAUGGAGAACUUGUUUACUGAUCCUGAAUCAACUUCAGGAGAGCAAAUGGAGAAUGUGUUCACUGAUCCCGAAUCAACUUCAGGAGAGCAAAUGGAGAACUUGUUCACUGAUCCCGAAUCAACUUCAGGAGAGCAAAUGGAGAAUGUGUUCACUGAUCCCGAAUCUUCUUCAGUAGAGCAAAUGGAGAACAUGUUGACCGAUCCUGAAUCAACUUCAGGGGAGCAAAUGGAGAAUGUGUUCACUGAUCCCGAAUCUUCUUCA